UAUAAAUAUGUAUAUACUUCCACACAUAAAUGCAGAACCCACACUGAACAUUGAUUCAUAUUUCAUUAAUCACCAUCCACUCCUGAUCAUUCAUUUCGAACUUAUAAAUCAGCUGAACACUCGUUCAGACGGUCGAGCUAUGAUGGAAGAUCCAACCAACCCGCUAGCACCCGUCAAAACCUACCACCGGAGUGAUCAAGAGUUCGCCCCCAGCGAGUCAAGAUCAUCACCUUGGUCUCGGGAACACCGGACGAGUAAGUGCUGCGUGUACAUCCUCCUCUGGGCAGUCAUCUCCGCUGCGAUCGCUCUGGUGUUUGCCCUGGUCGUGUUCCGCGUCGAGACUCCCGAUUUCCGGCUCAGCGACGUGACCAUCAAGAAUCUCCAUUAUGCCACCUCGCCGGUCCCAUCGUUAAAUGCCACCCUGAUCGCUAAUGUCACGGUGAAGAACACCAACUUCGGUCGGUACAAGUUUGAGAACGGGACCUCGGUCAGUGUUCUCUAUGCGGGUCAUCCUGUCGGGGACAGGAUAGUCAUCAACGCAGGACGUGCUAGGGCGAGGGAUACUAAGGAGGUCAACGUGACUAUGGAAGUCAGGUCUAGCUGGUUAGGUUCCGACGUGGUUAGUAGGAAUCUGAGCAGCGAUUUGAAUUCCGGGACGCUGCAGCUGAGUACCUAUGCGAAACUGAGAGGGAGAGUUCAUCUGAUGGAGAUGUUCAAGAGAAGGAGGACUGCGGAGAUGAACUGCACAAUUACUGUUGAUCUGCCCAGUGAGAAGGUCCAAAAUGUACGAUGUAGUUGAAUAUAUAUCUCUUUUGAUCUUAACAAGGAAAAUAAUUAAAACGUUCUUAUACAUAUUGUUUCAUUCAUUCAUACAUAAGUACAUACAUAUAUGUGUGUA
This is a messenger RNA of Punica granatum (pomegranate), 898 nucleotides long. NCBI's taxonomy places the organism in Eukaryota, Viridiplantae, Streptophyta, Magnoliopsida, Myrtales, Lythraceae. The record is from RefSeq and is a predicted model, not a curated record.